Messenger RNA from Ceratitis capitata (Mediterranean fruit fly), 799 nucleotides. RefSeq names its product cytochrome b5. Lineage: Eukaryota; Metazoa; Arthropoda; Insecta; Diptera; Tephritidae. Gene Ontology annotation, cellular component: intracellular membrane-bounded organelle; membrane. The transcript is spliced from 3 exons. The coding region runs from base 179 to 547 and encodes 122 amino acids. Gene Ontology annotation, molecular function: heme binding. The record is from RefSeq and is a predicted model, not a curated record.
UACUGCUGAGGAAUAUAUUGUACAUAAAAGGCUUGAUAUUCUAAUGAGUAAGAAACCAGUUGCUGUAGGCAUACGGUCACGUCAAGACGCCUAGCGCAUAGGGAAUUGCUUUUUUUAUUUAUUAAAGUUAAAUUAUUUUGAUUAUUUUUAUUGUUGUUUGGUGUAAAACUUCAGAAACAUGUCACAGGAAUAUAGUGUUAGUGAGGUGGCACAGAACAAUGGCCACGAUGGCAAACCAGUGUGGAUUAUAAUCAAAGAAAGUGUUUAUGAUAUGACGGAGUUCAUAAAAGAACAUCCCGGUGGCGAUGAUUCAAUACUCGAAUAUGCCGGAAAAGAUGCCACAAAAGCCUUCAAUGAAGUUGGUCAUUCAACCGAUGCUAUAAAACAAAUGAAAUCAUACAAAAUAGGCGUUGUUAGACCGGAGUACACGAAAGUACACAAUCGCCAACCUACAUCCGCAGCUAACGGUCUAAGCGAGAAGCAACAACAGCAGCCAGAAUGUGGUCAAUCGGAAAAGAAGCGAAUAAAAUUCUUCUUUUGCUUUUGAAUGGCAAAGAAUGCUGAUAAAUUUAAGAAAACACGCCCAACUGUGAUUAAACCGAAACUCGUGAAUAUUUCAGAAUAUAAACAUGAUUAUAUGAGUUAGCAAAAAAAAAUACUUAAAUAGGUAUGACUUACGUAAUAUUGAACUUAAUUAUUACCACGCAAUGAUGAGCUUAUUUAAGAAUUUGUUAUUUUUAUUAACUUCACUUAUAAAGUACAUUUUUUUGUUUGCUGCUUGAAUUCGUUCUUAUAUAUA